This is a messenger RNA of Salvelinus namaycush (lake trout), 861 nucleotides long. RefSeq names its product gap junction beta-1 protein-like. The record is from RefSeq and is a predicted model, not a curated record. Gene Ontology annotation, biological process: cell communication. Gene Ontology annotation, cellular component: connexin complex. Bases 34 to 861 code for a protein of 275 amino acids. The transcript is spliced from 2 exons. Lineage: Eukaryota; Metazoa; Chordata; Actinopteri; Salmoniformes; Salmonidae.
ACGCCGCCGGUGGAGACUGACCUGGAAUCGAAAAUGAACUGGGGGUCCUUUUACGCCGUGAUCAGCGGCGUAAACAGGCAUUCCACCGGCAUCGGCCGCAUCUGGUUGUCUGUCAUCUUCAUCUUCAGAAUCCUGGUCCUCGUGGUGGCGGCCGAGUCGGUCUGGGGUGACGAGAAGUCUGGAUUCACCUGCAACACCGAGCAGCCCGGCUGCAACUCUGUCUGCUAUGACCAGUUCUUUCCCAUCUCACACAUCCGCCUGUGGGCCUUGCAGCUCAUCCUGGUGUCCACGCCUGCUCUCCUAGUGGCCAUGCAUGUAGCCCAUCGCAGACACAUCAACAAGAAGAUCGUGAAGAAGUCCGGGCGCGUUUCCCCUAAGGAGCUGGAACAAAUCAAGAAUCAGAAGUUUGCGAUCGCAGGCGCCCUCUGGUGGACCUACAUGAUCAGUGUGCUGUUUAGGAUCGUUCUGGAAGUCGGCUUCCUUUAUAUAUUCUACCUGAUCUACCCUGACUUCAAGAUGUUCCGUCUGGUCAAGUGUGACUCGUACCCCUGUCCCAACACUGUGGACUGCUUCGUGUCGCGACCCACAGAGAAAACCAUCUUCACCGUGUUCAUGCUCUCCGUGUCGGGGGUGUGUGUUCUCCUCAACCUGGCCGAGGUGGCCUACCUGAUUGGCAGAGCCUGUCUGAGGUGUAUCCAUGGUAACCGGGAAGAGACUAAGGUAGCAGGGAUCGGUCAGAAACUGUCCUCCUACAAACAGAAUGAAAUCAACCAGAUGAUCGCUGACCAGUCGAAGUUCAAGUUCACCGUGGGAGCUAGGAAAACCUCUAUGGAGAAGGGAGAGAGGUGCUCUGCUUUCUGA